Molecule: messenger RNA, 3182 nt
Organism: Zonotrichia albicollis (white-throated sparrow)
Lineage: Eukaryota; Metazoa; Chordata; Aves; Passeriformes; Passerellidae
Source: RefSeq, a predicted model, not a curated record
UAUGGGAGGCACAAUUCCACCUGCUCCAGCCAACGCCUCCACGGAGGAGGCAAGUAAGGGCAAAGCAGGGGAACACCCAGAGGAGCCCGUUAAAACACCUGAACCAGAAAGUGAAGAGAGCGACUUAGAAAUUGAUAAUGAGGGAGUGAUUGAACCGGACAACGAUGACCCUCAAGAAAUGGGAGAUGAAAAUGUGGAGGUAACUGAAGAGAUGGCGGAUCAAGCUAAUGAAAAGAAGAUGGAAGCAAUAAAUGCUCUUGGUGAAGGGGACCUUCAGAAGGCUGUUGACUUAUUCACAGAGGCUAUCAAGCUGAAUCCUUGUUUGGCCAUCUUGUAUGCCAAGAGGGCAAGUGUUUUUGUGAAACUACAGAAGCCAAAUGCUGCCAUUAGAGAUUGUGACAGAGCCAUCAAGAUUAAUCCUGACUCGGCACAGACCUAUAAAUGGAGGGGGAAAGCACAUAGACUUCUUGGUCACUGGGAGGAGGCUGCUCAUGAUCUUGCAUUAGCUUGUAAACUGGAUUAUGAUGAGGAUGCAAGUGCCAUGCUGAAGGAGGUUCAGCCAAGGGCUCAGAAAAUUGCAGAGCAUCGACGGAAGUAUGAGCGGAAGCGUGAAGAAAAGGAAAUCAAGGAAAGAUUGGAAAGAGUGAAGAAGGCACGGGAGGAGCAUGAGAAAGCACAAAGGGAGGAAGAAGCAAGACGACAGGCAGGAGGAGCUCAGUUUGGUGGCUUCCCAGGUGGCUUCCCAGGUGGCUUUCCUGGGGCUGCAGGCAUGCCAGGAAUGGCAGGUGUGCCAGGUCUCAAUGAGAUCCUCAGUGACCCAGAGGUUCUUGCAGCCAUGCAGGAUCCAGAAGUUAUGGUUGCAUUCCAAGAUGUUGCCCAGAAUCCAGCAAAUAUGUCCAAGUACCAGAGCAAUCCCAAGGUCAUGAAUCUCAUCAGUAAAUUGUCUGCCAAAUUUGGCAGUAAACCAUAAAAUCCCUGGUUCUUAAAAAUCAUACCUGAAUGGCAAGGAUUGGAUUUGGCUAACCAGUGUUGCAAUAAAAUAAACCAUUUUACCUCUGAUCUUCUUCAGAAGAGAAAUGGGGUGUUCUAAGGAGAACUGCUCUCUAGCCCCAGGUAUUGACUUUAUUCAAUUACUGGUUUCUAGAACUCAAAUUAUAUUCAGAUGACCUAGUUUUCAACCAUCCCUUCUUGUCCAACAGUUGCAACCUUUCAUUGUAAGUGUUACAGACAGUUUUCUCUGAAUUAACGUUCUUAGAACAAAUUGUAGUAUUCCAGGAGUAUAAGAUAAAAACAUGCUAUUUUCUUUUUUCUUUAUUGCUUUCACUGAGCAAAGGGGAAAGAACUUGAACGACUGAAAUCUGUCUUAAUCCCCUUAGGACAGAAAAAUAGACAGAAAAAUCCCCCCUUUGCAGGUGGGACAAGUCUGAAGAAUUAACUGGAUAAAGGAAUUGUCCACAAAUAGAACUGUUUUUUUAAUGGGUGAUAGGCUUUUUGAAGCUAUUAUCAGUAUAAUCAGGCUAGCUAGUUACACACUGGAACUUCUGGCAGUACUGCAAAUACUAUAUCAUUUUGAUCACCACAACUGUGCAGCAAAGGUACAAUUCUACCCUUUGCACAACCUGGCAUGAAGUACAUAUUGCUGAGGCCAUAGAUGUUUUGUUACUUGUUUGGUUCUUGUCCAGCACCUUUAGGUAACAUUUUAUUUAUCAGUCUGGAUAUGGGAGAGCAGCUUCCUGUCUGUGCUUGUACUCUUGUCCUUUCUCAGCUGGCAGGCCCUCUGCUGGCUGCACUCACCCUUCUUUGGGGCCAUGCUUACCAGGUUGCAUCUAUUUGGAAACUUUAGGGAAGGAAUCUUGUUCCCAUCACUACCUCUAUCCCACUGAAUGCAAGCCAUCCAGAACAUGUACAUGCAGAGUUACACAUUGGUGUAGGGGAGAGCACCCAACAAAAUUGCAGCUCUGGGUUCUGAGUCCUUUUGGGUUCUUACAUGCUCACUGAUUAAAAUUUCUUGGUCAAAGUCCUGCUGUCUCUGUAGAGGUGAUGACUUGUUCUUCACCACAUUCUGUAGUCUUCCAUCUUCUCUUGUAGCCUCUUGUUUAAGAAAAAAACUGUGUUGUUGUGGUUUCAUACCUCCAUGGUUUUGAGGCUUGUGAUACAGAGGAAAAGGUGAAGCAAUUGGAACAGACAGAACAUUCUUCUGACACGUGCAUUUAUCAGCACGGGUAUCUUUGAUGCAGUGUCUGUCCUGAUGAUGUUCAGUGGAUUUGGCUACCAAUAAAGACAGUUUUGCUUCUGUUUGUCUUGGCUAAAACAUCUUUAUGUGGAAAAAAUGACCAUAGUUACCUGUUCACCCCUUGAAUUUCAAGGUUUGUGUUACUCUUUUGUAAUUCUGUAUCUUGAGCCAUAACUGAUGUUACCAUUUUUAAACAAAUCUGGUUUGAUGUAGGAACUCUACAGCAGUUGCAAAAAAGUAAAUCCCCAAAUGCUUUUUCUCCUACUAAUGACCCUGCACAAUGAAAUGUGAAUCUUUUUGCUUAAGAAAUACAGUUCUGAAUACUUCUCUUAGCCUUUAAAAAUAAAGUAUGGUUUUGAAAAACACAGCUUUUUGGGUUUGUGUAACUUUCUGAUAAAAACCAUUUUGCUUAAAUUAAAUGUGGUAGUGCUUUAUUCAAACUGUAUGUAUAACUUGUGUUUUAAAUUUGAACAAAAUGCCUACGGGCUCAUCUUCAUGACCAAAUGAACUCAAAAUACAAUUGUGUGUUGCUGUGUGCAUGGCUUUUGGUCAUAAUCUUCAUCUCCCAUUCCCAAGAAGAGAUAUUUGAAGUAGGUCACCCCUCAAUAUAGGCUAAAUCUCGACUUCUGCAUUCAGGUAGUGCAUGUGUUGGGCACAAAUUAGAGUAUCUUGAAUAGAGGUUUAUUCCCUACAGUUUCCUGUUAUUCCAACUUGGCUGUUUGUAUCUGUCUUCCCAUGAGUAGUCAAAAGUAGUCUCCUACCUAAUAGAAAUGGUCAUAUCUGUGUCCUGCCUGCUUGCUUACACAUCAGUUGCCCUUACUGAGAGUUGACUGAUUCUAUAAAAGCAUUCUCUCUUUUUGAUGUUGGCUUUAGCAGUUCAGCUGAGUUCUUGUUCCUUGAGAAUACACAUUCUGUGACUCCUUUUGUGUGUGAGCUUUUUUGCUUUUAG